ACACAUGGUCUAAGAGAAUAUUUUGUUUACCCAUUCGAUCCAUCCCACUUGAACCAUACUCUCUCUCAUCACACAUUCUCUCUCUCUUUCUUCAAUCGCACAAAUCAUCAACGAUUAAACUUCAACUCAUUCACUGAAACACACAAAUCAAGCAAAGGUUCGCCAGGGCGAGUAAUAAGAGAUUAAGAAACAGUAUACUAGAAUCUCUAACUGAAGGCGAAUAUCUCCGAAAAUAAGAUUGCGAUGGGAGCAUCGCGGGCACAAAAGCUAUCCGGUAUUCAAAAGCAAGUUCUCUCAUUAUACAGAGGAUUUCUUAGAACCGCGCGUUCCAAAACUCCUGAAAACCGGGUCCACAUUGAAUCACUCGUAUCAGCCGAGUUUCGUAGAAAUGCGCAAUCGAUUGAUCGCAAGAAUUUCUUACAUAUCGAGUAUUUGCUUCGUCGUGGUAAGAAACAACUUGAUCAACUCAAAACCGUUGAUUCUGUUCGGUUAUCUUCAUCAAAUGUAGAAAUUUCUGAUACUCAAAAACAAUAAUCUGGUUGAUUCUGUUAGGUUAUAUGAUUUCGUCUAACGUUUGAUCAUAUUCGGCUGUUGUUUAAUGGAGGUUUGAUUAUCUCCUAUAAUAAGUUUAGAGAAAGCGUACCCUUGUGAUUA
This is a messenger RNA of Helianthus annuus (common sunflower), 654 nucleotides long. RefSeq names its product succinate dehydrogenase assembly factor 1, mitochondrial. NCBI's taxonomy places the organism in Eukaryota, Viridiplantae, Streptophyta, Magnoliopsida, Asterales, Asteraceae. The record is from RefSeq and is a predicted model, not a curated record. The coding region runs from base 244 to 534 and encodes 96 amino acids. Gene Ontology annotation, biological process: mitochondrial respiratory chain complex II assembly. Gene Ontology annotation, cellular component: mitochondrion. The transcript is spliced from 2 exons.